Molecule: messenger RNA, 925 nt
Organism: Conger conger (European conger)
Lineage: Eukaryota; Metazoa; Chordata; Actinopteri; Anguilliformes; Congridae
Product: GTP-binding protein Di-Ras1-like
Exons: 2
Coding region: 338-925 (195 amino acids)
Biological process (GO): signal transduction
Cellular component (GO): plasma membrane
Molecular function (GO): GDP binding; GTP binding; GTPase activity
Source: RefSeq, a predicted model, not a curated record
GAGAGAUAUCUGCAGAGAGAGGUCAACAGCUCCACACAUAUACUGUACAAUGCGUUUUAACGAUUGCAGUAGAAAUACAUUCAGAUUUACGGAACGAAACGAUUACGGAUCAGUAAACAGCGGUUUGGGUCAGGUCUGAAGAGCAGAAGGCUGCAGAUAUUAAUCUCACUGCUGUGGCACGGUGUGUGUGUGAGAGUGUGUGUGUGUGUGUGUGAGAGUGUGAGUGUGUGUGAGAGUGUGUUUGUGAGUGUGUGUGAGAUUGUGUGUGUGUGAGUGUGUGUGAGAGUGUGUGUGAGUGUGUGUGAGUGUGUGUGAGAGUGUGUGUGAGCAGUAGAUCAUGCCGGAGCAGAGCAAUGACUACCGGGUGGUGGUGUUCGGGGCGGGUGGGGUGGGCAAGAGCUCGCUGGUCCUGCGCUUCGUGAAGGGCACGUUCCGGGACACCUACAUCCCCACGGUGGAGGACACCUACCGCCAGGUGAUCAGCUGCGACAAGAGCGUGUGCACCCUGCAGAUCACCGACACCACGGGCAGCCACCAGUUCCCCGCCAUGCAGCGCCUGUCCAUCUCCAAGGGCCACGCCUUCAUCCUGGUGUACUCCGUCACCAGCCGCCAGUCGCUGGAGGAGCUGAAGCCCAUCUACCAGCAGGUGCUGUCCAUCAAGGGCAGCGUGGAGAGCAUCCCCGUCAUGCUGGUGGGCAACAAGAGCGACGAGUCGCAGCGUGAGGUGGAGACCAAGGAGGGCGAGGCCCAGGCGGCCGCCUGGAAGUGCGCCUUCAUGGAGACGUCGGCCAAGAUGAACUACAACGUGAAGGAGCUGUUCCAGGAGCUGCUCAACCUGGACAAGAAGAGGAACAUGAGCCUGAACCUGAGCGGAGGGAAGAGCAAGCACUCCGACAAGCUGAAGGGCAAGUGCAGCGUGAUGUAG